AACAGUCUCGCGUGAGCCUCGUGACGUCAGGACAGGCGCCAAGGCGUUUGUUGUUAUCGGUGUAGCGAUCUGGAAGUGUUGGGGCAGUAUGGGGGAAUGCUGUAACACGUCACUGGCUGGCUUUAGUCCCAUUAAUACAAAGCCAGAGCUACAAACAAAAUGACUAGCGCUGCUUCUGCUGGAUCUCUAGUCCAAGACGUCAAAACAAUGCAGGGAGAGGCCGCUACGCCGUGGGUUUGUGGGGAGUGGGAAGAGAGGAGCAGCCGUGCCCCCGGAUCCACAGAAGAUGAUAUGAGGCAGUUAGAGGCCAAUUUGCGCCUUCAGUUGCACGAAUGGGCUCCUGUGCUCACUGCUGUCCAGCGCCUCUUAGUGUGGGAAAGAGCCCUGCCUAGUUUAGUCACUGCGGCUGCUCUCCAUGGAGUCUUCUGGCUCUUUUCAUAUCUGUCCCCAAGACCUGUGUUUCUAUUAUGCUUUUUCAUGUUAUUACUUAUUUGUGUGGCACGCUGGAAGCCCUGGCUGGUAGCCCACUUCAGAGCACCAUCUUGGGGAGAUUCUUCCAGUGAUAGUGAAGCCCUGUCGUCUGUGCCUGGAGCAGGUCCCCCCCGCCUUCUAAGUGUGCCUGAAUUGUGCCAUUACCUAUCAGAGUGCUGGAUAACCUCUCAGCAGUACAUCCAGGAGCUGUUGCUCUACAAGAAGCAGAAUCCUGGCACUUUUUGCGCUGUAGUGUGCUCGGGAUGUGCAGCAUUGGCUACCAUCGGACAUUAUGUGCCAGGAAUUAUGAUCUCCUAUAUAAUCUUGCUCAGUGUUUUGUUGUGGCCAGUAGUGGUUUAUCGUGAGCUGAUUCAGAGAAUGUAUACGGCACUGGAACCAGUUCUCAUGAAGUUGGACUACAGCAUGAAGGGAGAAGGACUGCAUCGCUCACACAAGAAGAGGCAGACAAAGAAAGAAGCUGAACAAGGUGAAGAAUUGGUUGCUGAAACAGACAGUGAAAGUGAGAUUGAGCUCUUUGGAUUUUCUCCGGAGAUGGAUGUAAGAAUUACAGCCUUAGCUCUCUCCAUUACAGACUCUGAGCUGUCUGAUGAGGAAGCCUCCAUUCUGGAGAGUGGUGGAUUUUCAGUCUCUAGGGCAACCACACCCCAGCUGACGGAUGUGUCGGAAGAUCUAGACCAGCAGUGCACUGUGACAGAAGAAGGUUCUGCACCCAAAGAGACCAGUGACUUGUCUCAAUGGCUAGGGCAGCGCCCAACUGGCGGGAAACCUUUAUUUGAAACUGAUAUGGCGCACUCACCUGCCCACUCUCUAAACUUAGAAACCGAAGAGCUGUUGCCUUCUCUAACCUCCCCGCUGCACUUUAUUAACACUCACUUCAAUGGAAAGGGACAAGCAGUUGGAUUGACAGGUCAAUCCCUGAGGGAGGACAGUGGAGCUAUUCCCUCUGAUUUGCAGAGCCCCGUAAUGCCAGUUGCUAUUCUGGGACCCGCUCUUUCUGAAGUACAAGAGGCAGGAGACGAUGGGGAGGAUUUUGAGUUGUUGGAGCAAGAGGAGGUGGAUCGGAUGGAGCAGGAGCUGGAAGAGGCUGAGAGGCACCAAGCUGCCGGAACAUCAGAAACUCCUGUCUUUUCACAAACCGAACAAGAGAAACCUGCUUCCUAGGGAUUACAAAGACUAGAUGUGUAGGGGAGGGCACAAGGCUCCUCUCUGAUUUGUCUACAUGCACAGUAUCUGCUCAAGGGAAAGUUAACUUUAGUGUGUUACAGGCAUAAGCAACUGAAACAACUUUGCUGUUGGACUUUGUUUUUUAUUUAUGCCUUCUAAUAUUUUAUCACUACAAUUUAUAUCCUGCCUUUUUCCAAAGUAAAAUACAAAAUGCUAUCAGUGUGUUCUGGUUAGUUGUUAUGGAACUGAAAAGCAGCUAGGACAAUCGCCGGUGGCAUCAACAUUUCUGCAAUUGCUUUGUCUCAGUGGCUACGGCCUGGUCCCCAGUGGUAUCUAGCAAAUUGCCAUUGAGAUGAAUGCGAUGUUUUCUGCUGGCCAUUUGAGCUACUCAAAUGCUUUGAAUCACUGAAUGUGCCAUUGUCCUGAGGUAUAUUAUUACAGGUUUGGGACCUGUUAUCCAGAUUGCCAGGGACCUGGGGUUUUUCCAGAUAGCAGAUCUUUCUGUAAUUUGGAUCUCCAUACCUUCAUAAGUCUAUUAGAAAAUAAUUUAAACAUUAAAUAAAGAUGAUUUUGCUUCCAAUAAGAAUUAAUUAUAUCAUAGUUUGGAUCAAGUACAAGCAACUGUUUUAUUAUUACAGAGAAAAAGGGAAUCAUUGUUAAAAAUUUGGAUUAUUUUGAUAAAAUGGAGUCUAUGGGAGACAGCAUUUCUGUAAUUCUGAGCUUUCUGGAUAACAGGUUUCCAGAUAACGGAUCUCAUACCUGUACUAUAAUUUGUCAGUACUUAUCAUACUCUUGGGACUGUUGCUAGGCAUAGCAGUUUCAAUUCCAUACUGGUAAGCAGUAAAAGUUAAAAAAAAAAAAAAAAAAUUAGCACCAACUGCAAAUUUUCUCAGAAUACUACAUCAUACUAGAAGUAACUUCUAUGGCCAAGAUCCUUUUUAAUGUUAUCUGGCAAGACAUAAAGUGGUCUAUCACAAUGGACAUUGGCUAAAGGAAUUAGCUUUUUGCCAUCCUUUUCCCCAGGGAAAGGCUUAAUUUUUAUUCUAAACAAACAUCUUUGAUUUUUCAUUGCUUUGUGGCCCUGGAUACACGUUAUAGUAUAUAUUUUUUUCUUCAUGG
This is a messenger RNA of Xenopus laevis (African clawed frog), 2775 nucleotides long. It is a transcript of the gene retreg2.S, whose product is annotated as reticulophagy regulator family member 2 S homeolog. Lineage: Eukaryota; Metazoa; Chordata; Amphibia; Anura; Pipidae. Gene Ontology annotation, cellular component: endoplasmic reticulum; membrane. Gene Ontology annotation, biological process: substrate localization to autophagosome. The record is from RefSeq and is a predicted model, not a curated record. The transcript is spliced from 9 exons. Bases 160 to 1653 code for a protein of 497 amino acids.